AUGGAGGUGUCUGCAGUUUGCAAAGAGGUCUUGGAGCAUGGCCUUUGUGUUCUGGUGAACCAGAGAGGAGGCUGCAACUUCCAUUACUACCUGUUAAAAGUACAGGAAUCGCUGAAAGAAACGACCAGAAGGCUUAGAACGAGAUACCAGCCCCUGUUGCUGGGACUCCCCAUCCUGCUCUGCUACAUUAGAGUCCUGUCUGGGUCACUGGCAGAGAGUGAACAUCCCUAUCAGGAAGUAUUUGUUGAUGAAGAUCAUUAUCCUGGAAUCGUUCAGUGUAGGAUGUGCCACCUCAAGUUUCCAGGAGAGAAGUGCUCCAGAGGCAGAGGAAUAUGCACUAUAACAAGAGAAGAGUCUUGCACAACUGGGAGGAUUUUCAAGCGUGAUGGUACUCCAUGGUUAACCUUCAUGGGUUGCCUGAAGAGCUGUGCUAAUGUGGACAAAAUAAAAUGGAGUGUCUACUUGGUGGACUUCAGGUGCUGCCGGGGCUAUGACUUCUGCAAUGAAUUCCUAUAGAGAUUGCUUGUCUUUCUGGCCCCAAUCUCUGAAUGAUAUUGUUGCCUCAACCUCUUUACAAUGGUUUCCUAAAAAGCCACAUUUCAGAUUGCAAACACAUGGUUCUGCCUUCUGCAUGUGUAAGGAAAAUUCCUCUCCUAUUCCAGGUUUUCUCUCUUGGUCCCUGGUGGCAGGUGGGAUUUGGGGGAGAUGGGGAGGACAAACACCUUGGGAGUAAGACAAAUGCCUCCUGCAGGUUCUUACAAAGCCUAGUGCUUCUACCAUGUAGCCUAUGUUGUUUCAGAAAAGGAAGACAAGAAUAGGUCAGUUCUUUUCCUGGCUUUUCCCCUUCU
This is a messenger RNA of Suricata suricatta (meerkat), 848 nucleotides long. It is a transcript of the gene PATE1, whose product is annotated as prostate and testis expressed 1. The transcript is spliced from 7 exons. NCBI's taxonomy places the organism in Eukaryota, Metazoa, Chordata, Mammalia, Carnivora, Herpestidae. Bases 1 to 516 code for a protein of 171 amino acids. The record is from RefSeq and is a predicted model, not a curated record.